ACACCGGCUGGAAAAUAAAAAUGGCUACCACUGUGUGCUUGUUAUUGUUCGUGGAAUUUUAAUAAUUACGAAGUUUUUUGUACAAAAUAAACAGGAUAAACGCAUCGCUGCAGCGCCAACUGAAGGCCCCAAAGCAAGCGCGAAUCUUUCGACACCAAACCGAGCGUUUUCCGAGUGCCCGCAGGCGAUCGAACCGUGUGAAAUUAAGCCCCCGAAAAUCGGCUGCCCGAAUGCGUGAAAAUUUCGGAGACCCGCAAAAGGGGCAUUAUUAUUCGGCUGCCGGAUGUGAAAUGGAGAACAGUGGGGGCCCAAAUACCUUGCAAUUGCCCUGAACAAUUAUUUAAAAGCGGGCAGGCCAGGUUUCCAGCAGGAAAAGCGCUUGAAAAGUGACGCAGGAAAAUCCCUAUCCGCGCCCCGCACGUGUGUGUGUGUGUGAGUGAGUGUGUUUGUGUGCGUUGGUGAGGCUACUACUAAAAAAGAAAAAAAAAAGUUAAAAGCGAAAAGAGAGAGAAAAAAAAAUAGUGGAAAAUGCCCAAAAACAAAAGUCGCAGAGGUUAAAACAAAAAACUAGCGAAACCGAAUCGAAAGACGACAAUAAUUCGAAAAGAAAAACAUAAUAAAAUGCAAUUGCUCCACUUCCGAUUUCCAUGCAAAGGACGCCACGGCGGUCAAUCGAAAGCUAAAUGCGAGAAUUGAGCAGCGUUCUACCAAUUAAACCUACGACGCGUGCGAUUGUCGUGUGAUGAUAUGCCACUUAAACAGCAGCUUGAACCGUCACUGGUGCGGAUAUUGGUCUCGCUACCCUGGGAUGCAGCGCAACGGCUGCGCCAGCUGGCCAACGAUGGGAAUCCCGAGCUGCGCGCCCUCAACAUUCAGUCCGUGCAAUUCGAGGGCGAUUCUGUGAUAACUUUGAAAGCUGGUGGAGAAGAUAUUAAGAUAACCAAGUAUAAUGUAAACGAGACACUUGAGGCGGCUGGCUCGCUUUCCGGCAACAAAAGUGGUCUGCUGGCCACGGGUUUCGAUGGCCCCAGUACCAGCAAGGCGGCCUCCGCCUUCAUGCAACAGCAGCAACAACAACAACAGCAGCAGCAGCAGAGGAUCCUGCAGCAGCCCCAGAACGAUGCAAUCUCACUUCAGCAAAAAAGAGCGGCGGCGGGUCUGGGACUCCUGAAGAUGCCCCUUCAGACGCAACAGCAGCAGCAACAACAGCAGCAGCAGCAGGUGGCCGUCACUCCCGCCGUCUUCAAAUCCCCCAAUACCGUGUGCCCAAUGGAGGGCAAGGUUCCGCUGCUGCUGCCCUCGCCCUCGACCACGCGGGAUUUCCCCUUCGAGAGUAUGCGGCAGGCGAGAGUACUGCAAGGUCGCGAGGCGGGCGGUCUGGGUCCGCCCCUGCCGCCACCGCCUCCUCCGCCAAAUGUAACCCUCAAGGUGCUGAAGACGCAACCGCAACAACAGGCGCCUCAAAACGGCGAGCUAACACCCACAACAACGCCAACAUCAGCGACUCCAACGACGCCCGGCAGCAAAUCUCAGUUCAUCCAGCCACCGCCGCCGCCAUAUCCGGGUUUGGGAGCUGCCACGGCCAGCAGCGUCAGUUCACCCAUUGCCAUAGCGGGCGCCAAUGCCAAGCCAGCCAUUGUGACGGCACCCAGCCAGCAGAGCCAACUGAACCAUCCGCUUGGGCAUCCGCCGCUGCCUACGGCCACGUCGACGGGCAGCAACAACAUUGCCAUAUCGUCGCCGCUGCUGGUGAAUCUGCUGCAGAACGACGGCAAUGCCAUGUCCAAUCCGAACCAGCUCAAAUCGCCCCAACAGCAGCAGCAAUCGCCACUGAUCGGCAUGAGCCCCAGUGGAGCGCAGAUGAUGAACUCCCCGAUGCGAUCCUCCGGCCCGGCGACACCCAGCGAUUUCCUCAUGGGCGAUGUGCUGAGUCCGGUGGUGCCUUCCUCACCCACAACGCCUCAGGCGGUGGCUCCUCCUUGCCCGCCGCCCGUGGUGAUGCGGAGUCUGCAGCAGCAGCAGCAACAACAGCAGCAGCAGGCCAUGCUCAGUCCCAGCGGCAAUGGCAAUCAUUUGUAUACUCAGCAGCAACAGCAGCAGCAGCUGCAGCAACAACAGCAGCAAGGACCACCACCACAUCGCUUUCAGCAGCAAAACCAGCAAAUGUCGCCGCAGGCUGUGGCUCUGCGACAGCAGCAACUUCAACGACAACAGCAGAUGCGGUUCAUGCAACCGCAGCAGCAAUUACAGGGCCAGCAGCAGCAGCAACCACAGCAACAAUUUCAGCCUGCGCCUGAUUGUUUCAACAACAUGGGCAUGAGUCCCAUGCAACAGCAACAGAUAAGACAUCAAUUGAGACCUGGCGGCCUGCCGCUGGCCCCGCCGCCGCCUCAUCCGCAACAGCAGCAACAGCAAAGGCUAAUGAGCCUGUCCAUGCCGCAAGCGUCGCCCCAACAGCAAUUCAUGAGCGGAGCCUCGCCUUUGGGACCCGCACUCUCGCCCGCCUCCAGCCACCAUUCGAUGCACAGCCCGCUGAUGAACAAUCAUCAGGCACAGCAGCAGCAGCAGCCGCAAAUGGUGUCGCCAGUCCCUACACCUGGAACCUCCGCUCCCAGCGAACUGGCGGGACAGCAUAUGCCAGCCACUCACCACGUACCUGCAGCUCCGCCACCGGAUUACAAUCAGGCGGCAGCCAACUCCCGCUGGCCACUGGCCGGAAUCAAUAAGCCGAUGGACUCGGCCACCAAGAGCAGUUUCCAGGAGUUCACGCGCUACCAGAUGCAAUACAAUCUCCAGCAGCAGCAGCAGCAAGUCAACCUGCCAGGACAGCCGCAACAGCAACAACAACAGCAGCAGCAGCAACAGGCCCAACAGCAGCAACAGUUGCCGCCACCUGCGCUGCCGACUCAGCAACAGCAAGGCCAGCAGGUUCAGCAGCCACAGGUUGCUCCGGGUCAGCCUCAAGGUCAGGUGGACUCUUUGAUUUCGCUGUCCGUGCUGGAUGCUCUCACCACAAACGACUUGGACGCCCUGCUGCCAACUUUCAACUGUGAUCUGGACUCGACGCUCAGUCUGGAGGAUAAAAACGAGCUCGAAUCGCUGCUGCAGGAUGCCAAGGAUUUGGACUUGGAUCUGAUCGAGGAAAAUCUAUCGGCCGUUGACAUGGAUGUGAGGGAUGCGCUGAACACGCUGGAGGCGCCACUGGAGCAGCAGCAACAGCAACCGGCGUUGAUGCAGCCCCAACAGCAGGCGCCACAAAUUCUGCAAAUGCCCUAUCAGCAACCCCAGCAGCAGCAACAACAACAACAGCAGCAGCAGCUGCAACAGCAAUUGAUGAUGCAACAACAGCAGCGACAGCUACAACAAUUGCCGCAGUUGCAACAGCGCCAACAGCAGCAACUCGUGCAGAGACAAAUGCAACUGCAACAACAGCAGCAGCAGCAACUGAAUCAUAUAGUGCAACGCGAUCUGCAGCAACAGCAGCCACAAUUGCAAGUGCAGCAUGCGCAGCAGCAACAGCGACCUCCCCAGAAACAAUUUAUCAUUAAUCCACACACCGGGGACAUGGAACCAAUGGCCAGCGACGAUAGCGAGACGGAGGCCGAAGAAGAAACUGCCCAGCCGCAAUUCCGCAACAGCAAUAUGUCCAGUGGAUUGAGCAGCUUUAAUUUCAAUCCCGCCAACGACAUGCCCAGUCUGCCCAACAAUCUCUUCUCCGAGGAGGAUUCGAAUUCCGCGCAGCAACAUCCGAUGGGCAUUGGUAGUGAUCAGGAAAGGUCGCGCGACUCCCUGGCAUCGAACAAAUCGGCCUCAAGUCGGGCUAGAAAAACUCCGGUCCCGAAAGCGAAUCACAGCAAUUUAGGUGCGGGCGAUAAUUCGCCUCGGUCGAGCAAUAGUUCGCCUUUGAUUGGCUUGAACUCGCCCCAAUCCAUGACAGCUAAUGCAGGUGGAGCGCCCAGCAAGAAGGCCAAGCCAAAUCUGCUGCGCGGCAAGCUGCAACAGGGAGUCAAGGAGCGCAAGGCCAAGGAUCCGACGGCCACGCCGAAACCGAAGCGAGAGCGGGCGAAGGGCAAUGCCAAGACCAAGGCGGCCGAGGAGAAGAUUAAGCUGCGACUGAAGCUGGAUAAGGUGGAGACCACGCCGGCAGCGGGAGCUGGCUACGAGGGACAGAUCAUCAUAAACCAGCAGCAGCAGCAGACCAUUGUGGUCAACAAUCACAUGCAACAGUUGCCCAUACAGACGCAGCUGUUGACGUUGCCCACACAACAACAACAGCAGCAGCAGCAACAGUUGCAGCAACCUCAUAUGCAGCUAACCCAACAGCAACAUCAGCAGCAGCAGCAGCAUCAACAACCCUCACAGCUUCAGCAACAACCCUCACAGAUCCAGCAGCAGCAGCAACAACAACAGCCGCUCCAGCAGCAACAACAACAGCCGCUCCAGCAGCAACACCAUCCGGUCUACAGCAACUUUCAGCAACAGCAACAACAGUCACAGCAACAGGCUGUCCCGGGUCCCAACGAGCCCCGUGUUCCUCCCCUGCAGAUCCGUUUGCGCGGCAAGAACCAUGUGGUGGUCAAGAACACGCGAAAGGAUCGGAAGAAGGGUCAGAAUCAGGAGGCUAGCAUUGAUGAGCGGCAGCUGAAGCGCAGCUACAGCGAUCAACCGCCGCAGCAGUUGCUCAUGGACGCGAUGGACAACAAGCAGGCUAAGCUCACGCCACAGCAACACGUGAAUGGGCUGCCCAUACUGAUACAGAAGACGACGGCGACAGCGGCACCGCCACAAAUGGUACAACAACUGCAAACCGGAGGAGGAGCUACCACUACCAAGACCACCACCAUUGUGGCGGGCAAGAACGGGCUGACGAUUAGUGCCAUUGUGGAGGCUCACAAGGCUCAGGUUCAAGCGUUGGCCCUCGGUGACCCCCAGCCGAUUGUGGGCUCCACCAACACGGGAACGACGCCCACGCCCACCACGCUGCAGCAGCAGCAGCUCAGCAAGAUAGCCACCUCGUUGCCCAGCAGCAUUACCCUGAGUGCCAUUAACAGCAACAAUAAUAACAAUAAUGUGAACAGCGGGAAUAACAACAAUCGGCUGUUGACGAUGAAGAAUCCGAUUAAGACUGCCGCCACCAUAACACCCAUUGUGGGUGGCAAGCCGAUGACAAAAAACCAUAAGCCGCCGCCAUACAUCACAGCCGUGCAACAGCUGCAGCUGCAGAAGCAACAACAGCAGCAGCAGCAACAACAGCAGCAGCAACAACAGCAGCAGCAACAGCAGCGACAACUGGCGGCGGCCGUAACCAUGUUGCCCAGUGCGACGACCCUGAAGCGUGUGGAGAUAACAAAGGUCACACCGCAGGUCACGGCAGAGCAGGCUCCUAGCAUAAACCCAUCCCCAGUAGCAGUUGCAGCAGCAUCAGCAGCAGCCGCCACCACAGCAACACUAGCGACAUCGUCGACGCCCACUACGCAAACAACUCAGCUGAUCUGUGAUAGAAAGUUGCCAGUGGCCAGCAUGCCGCCCAUGACCACAGUCAACAAUGUUGUGGUGGCCACCGUGAACUCCUCUUCCGCCACAACCCUGUCGUCCCUAUCCUCCGUAUCCACAGCCUCCUCCGUAUCCAUAAUCACCACCUCAACCUCUACCUCAUCGCCGGCUGCUUUGCCCAGCACACUGCGCAACUCGCCCGCCAGCAAUGGCAGCGGGACACCCGGUCACGGCAAUAAUGGUGGUGGCGAGGACAGUGGCAUUGAGUCCAUGGACGCGCUCUCCGAGAAGAGCCCGCAUCAACUCUCCUCCAGCAGUCCCAUCCAGGUGAGCAAGGCGGCAGUUACGAUGGUGCAGCAGCAGACGAGCAACAUAGCCACCACUGCAGUCACGUCGGUGACCACACCCCCAGUGGUUGCUGCCAACUCAACGCCAGCUGCUGUGGCGCCAUCUCUAACCGGGUCCAGUUCCCUGCAGCAGCAGCAAAAGCAGCAGGCGGACGAUGAGAUUGAGAAGGCUCUGGCCAAGAUGGAAGGCGACUUUCCCGACGAUCUCGAGGACAUUGUGUCUUCGAUGAUUAAGGACACAAGCGAAUGUGCCAGCGCUGCAGGCGGUGGCUUCCUGAACAGCCUGGAGAACUCGCUGCCAGCGGCAACAGUAGCAACUGUUGUGGCGACAGCAACCACGAACACAAGUAGCGUCAAGUUGAAUGGCGAACACCAUAUACUCGAACACGAUGAUCUCAUCAAGAAACUCACAGAUAGCAAGCAACCGGCGGCCAAGGUGAAGCUGGAGGAGAUGCCACCGCUGCUGACCAUCAAAAAGGAGCCGGCGAUCAAGCCACCGGUGGGUGGCAGUGGUCUUAAGGUGGAAGCCAAAGUGGAGCCUAAAGCUGAGCCGAAAGCCGAGCCCAAGUCGGAGGAGAAGGUGCAAGAAAAGCCUCAGAGCGAGGCCAAUUCAGCCUCCCUGCAGCCCAUUUCGAUUGAGAUUCCUGCCCAGGUGGAUGGUGAAACGCCGAGGAUAAGGACGCGGGCCAGCAGUCGCCUGGAGAGUCCCCUGGAUGCGCCGAAAGCGAGUCCCGAUCCCACGGUGGUCACUGGAGCAGCAGCCACGACGGCAACGGCAACCAACACACCCAGCACUGCCAAGAGUCUUUCCCGCGCCUCUUCCACUGCCAGUCCUCGAGUAGUUACACCCACGCCCAAUCCCAACAACAACAACAAGCGACGGCGACAGGAAUCUGAGUGCGGCAGCAGUAAUGAUGGCGCCGAUUUGGCCGAGAACAGCAUUAAACGUCCGCGGGUGAGCAGCGGGAAUGGUGGCGCCGCCGCCUCCAAUAACAAUGCAGCAGAAGCGACAGUGGAUCUCAAUGCCGGUGCAGGAUUGCCCAAGAAGAUUGAAAUCGAGUCAUCCGAUUCGGAUGAGCCGCUGAUCGAGGUGGCCGGCAAGGUGCGGAACUCCAAGCAGGCCCAAGUGGAGGCCGCCGACGCGGCAGCAGCAGCAGCAGCAGUGGAAAAGCACGUGACGCGGCGAAAUGCACAGCAGCUACAGCCACCGCAAAACAAAACAACAGGCAACCAUGCUUCUGCACCCACUCCUCCCCUUGGAACCCCGAGGACGGGCAAAGCUCAAGUGCCAAUUGGAAACACCACUGCCGCCAAUAGCAAUCACAACAGCAGCACUUCCAACAAUCCCAGUGUGGUGUCCACCUCUGUGACGACGACAACAGUGCCAGGCGGAGCUGUGGUGACCACUACCAGCCAAACCAACAGCACCACGAACGUAGUGCACGCCACUCGAGGAGCCACGGCAGCGGCAGCCACGAAUAAUAAUGCCAGCUCGCCCACUGACGAGAAGAUCGGCACCCGGAGGAGUGUGCGGGCCAGUGCGGCGGCCAACAAGAUCAUCUACGGUCGCAGCAAUGCAGUCGCAGCUGCUGCAGCAGCCGCCGCCGCGGCAGAGCCGAAGGCAACACCUGCAAAGGCGGUAGCAGCAGUGGUCAGCAAUGUUGCCACCGUGGAGACCGUCGCGGAAGCCAGGCGAAAGACCCGCAGUGCAGUCAUUGGUGAGUCCAUGCUGACCGAGGGACGCCGGAGAAGAACGUCGCGUGACUACAAGUGACCAGAGUUUUGCGCCUUGGCUAAAGGCUUGAACCAUCCGAGCGAUGCGCACGAAGACGAUCUGCUGGAGCUCUUCGAAGACUUUGAGCAGCAACAGCAGCCGCAUCCGCAGCAGCAGCAGCAGCAACAGCUGGAGAUCAACAACAGCAGCAGCAGCAGCAGCUUUCCUUUAGCCCAGGCGCAGGACGAGGACGGUGAUGAGACGGCCGAAUACGAGAAUCUGGCGCGAGCAGCCGGCGGUUACAUGGAGGAGGCCGAUCACUUGCUGUCCUACCACAGCAGCAGCAGUGCCGCGGACGUAGAGGUGGACGAGGUCCUAAUGCCCGAGCUGGCCAAUGCCACGGCCCUGGACUGCGGCAACUUUGUCGAUUACGAUGAGUUCAACCUGUGCCUGAACAACAUCCUCAGCGAGGAGGAGGACAGUGGCAGCGGAGGAGCAGGAGGCAGAGGCGGAGGAGGCAUGGCAACUAAACACCAGCCGACAUGGCGCGAUGCCGGCGACGUACUCAACAUCGUGCAGCUGAACAACGAUUUGGGCUUGAGUUUCCAGGAGUUCGCCAGCGAGGCGACAACGGCGGAUGAGCAGCGCUCCGCCAGCAGCAGCUCGCCGCAGCUGGCGUAGUGAAGUCGGAGCACGGACGGCUACUUGUAUAUAUCACACGCACUGAUACCGAACGCUUUCGUUUGUAGUUCUUAGUCCUAGUUUCCGUUGAGGAUUUUGUAUAGUUAGUGGUAGCCACAAGUUGCAAUAAUGUUGCGUCUCAUAGCGAGCAACAUCACACCCAGACACACUCUAACACACACAAUACACACACACACACACCGCAGACGGACGGUUGCAAGCGCCAAUUUACACUUUGUUUUCUGCCCACCAGUCCGAGUUUAUUCGCCACUGCUAUUUAGUUACCCAGAAAAUCCACCCAUUGGAAAUGAUUUGCUAGUCAAGUGAAACAGGCAAUUUAAUGUAUAGCUCAGAAGAUGAAAAUUUGAACAAAUUAGUUGAUUAACGUAUUUGAGAAGCUCCCAUAAAAACUAACGUAGAAUAGAUGGCUGAAACUGAUAACUGAAGAAAGAAUAUCUCCAAACCCUCACGCGAACACACUUUCUCACGCAUGCAUAGUUUAAUUUGAAAAAAUCGUAUUUCCAUGGACCGCUCUGUAAAUAUAUUUUGAUUCUUUACAAUCCAACAUGAACACACAUUUCUAGCUUUAGGUUGUCUUACUUUUACGCGCUGCGCCCAGUCUAAAGUCGUCUAUAAGAAGCAGGUCCGUUGGAUCGAGCAGAUCAGAGCAGACCGCACGUUUACUUUAGGUUUUCUAGUUUUUUGUAACCUUUAACAUAUGAAUAUACAGUACAGUACAUACAGAUAUAGCGUAUUAGUUUCCGUAAGCUUGCGUUGUUUCGAAAAUUUGUUUUUUAGUUUUAAAUGCUCUAGCCUAAGGACAGUAAUCUUAACGCGAAUUCUUUACCAACAAUAUAUGCACAUGGAAACCUAUGCAAUAAGUUAGUCAAAAAUGUAAAAAGGCCAAGCACCACAACAAAAAUGAAAACAACACAAAAACCUACAAAAAACAAAAAAA
Molecule: messenger RNA, 9193 nt
Organism: Drosophila subpulchrella
Lineage: Eukaryota; Metazoa; Arthropoda; Insecta; Diptera; Drosophilidae
Gene: Ncoa6
Product: polyhomeotic-proximal chromatin protein
Exons: 6
Coding region: 748-7614 (2288 amino acids)
Cellular component (GO): nucleolus; nucleoplasm
Source: RefSeq, a predicted model, not a curated record